GGGAAGAAGCUGGUCGCCUACUCUAUUAUCAACCAUAUUCAUUGGAAUCUGGAAGCAUUCAUUAGAGAUGCCCACGGGCGAGCUUAGGUACUCAUCGGAAACAUCGGCCAACGACGACGAGGCAUGGGUGUGGGCGCAGAUCAAAGCGGAGGCGCGGCGCGACGCAGAGUCGGAGCCCGCUUUAGCAAGCUAUCUCUACUCCACCAUCCUAUCGCACUCCUCUUUCGAAAGAUCGCUGUCGUUUCAUUUGGGCAACAAAUUAUCCUCCUCCACGCUCCUGUCUACUUUGUUGUAUGAUCUCUUUCUCAACACCUUCUCCUCCGACCCCACGCUCCGUGCCGCCGCCGUCGCUGAUAUUCGUGCCGCGCGUGUCAGAGACCCUGCUUGCGUUUCCUUCUCUCACUGCCUUCUUAAUUACAAGGGCUUCUUGGCAUGUCAGGCUCACCGAAUAGCUCACAAACUGUGGACUGAGUCUCGGAGACCAUUAGCAUUAGCAUUGCACUCGCGAAUUUCUGAUGUAUUUGCUGUUGAUAUACAUCCAGCAGCUAGAAUAGGAAAAGGGAUUUUGCUUGAUCAUGCAACGGGUGUGGUCAUUGGUGAGACAGCAGUGAUUGGCAACAAUGUGUCAAUUUUGCAUCAUGUUACACUUGGUGGUACUGGGAACACAUCUGGUGAUCGGCACCCAAAGAUUGGAGAUGGGGUGCUGAUUGGAGCUGGUGCAACCAUAUUAGGAAACAUUAAGAUUGGGGAUGGUGCAAAAAUUGGGGCUGGGUCUGUGGUACUGAUUGAUGUGCCACCAAGGACCACUGCAGUGGGGAAUCCGGCAAGGCUGGUGGGAGGAAAAGAGAAGCCCUCUAGGCUGGAAGAUAUUCCUGGGGAAUCCAUGGAUCAUACUUCAUUCAUUUCUGAGUGGUCAGAUUAUAUUAUUUGAUCAUAUAUCUGUUUUUAUUCUCUACUAUAUUACGUAUAUUGUAGCGUUGGAUGUCAAACUGCUCUUUCUGUUUCCAUUUCACUGGCUUUAGAGGUUUGUAAUAUGCUUGCGGGGUAUUAAACCAUAUUAAUGGCUUUUGGCCUUGUGAAAUAUUCUGGAACAUAAAUCAUAUUAAUGAGCGCUAUCUGAGUUAUAUUGCUUUCGUUGA
Messenger RNA from Mangifera indica (mango), 1139 nucleotides. Its product is annotated as serine acetyltransferase 5-like. The record is from RefSeq and is a predicted model, not a curated record. NCBI's taxonomy places the organism in Eukaryota, Viridiplantae, Streptophyta, Magnoliopsida, Sapindales, Anacardiaceae. Gene Ontology annotation, cellular component: cytoplasm; cytosol. Gene Ontology annotation, molecular function: L-serine O-acetyltransferase activity. The coding region runs from base 68 to 931 and encodes 287 amino acids. The transcript is spliced from 2 exons.